Molecule: messenger RNA, 2205 nt
Organism: Rubroshorea leprosula
Lineage: Eukaryota; Viridiplantae; Streptophyta; Magnoliopsida; Malvales; Dipterocarpaceae
Source: the annotation of a GenBank genome assembly
UCCUUUCCCCUCUGUCGCUGCAAUUACUCUUUGGUUUGUUAUGAUAUCCCCCCGUUUUCCUCCCGGCAAAUAGCCUGAACCCGGGGCCCCGAAUCCGGCUGCCUUAUGGCAUCAGUGCUCUUGGUUAGUAGAAAUGAGCCGUCUUGGGGGGAAAUUGAGGUCUGCGGGAGGAACGACGCCGGCAGUUAUUCUUUCAAGAGCAAUCGAAGCAUAAAUCCGAUGCUGAGUUCGACUUCGGCUGCCGGCAGGCAGAUCCAUGCCUUUGAUCUGUCUGCUGACAACCAUUUUAGACCCGCGUUUGACCCGACCCGGAAGGCUUUGGGGUUAAGCGAGGGGCUAGAGUCAUAUUUCGGAGGCCGUGUUACCUUCAACCUCAGUGCGUUUGGGAGGGGUGAGAUUAAGAAGCUUAAACAACGGCUGAUUUUGGAGCUUGAACAGAUCCGUGUCUUAAGGAAUCGGAUCGAAUCUGGUGACCUUGAAGCCCUAUCUGUUUACCCGGCUUCUCAGGUUUCCGCCACCGGACCACAGCCGCAGUAUCCCGGCCAUGUUGCAGAUCCGCCUAAAAGUAACGACAAGAAAAAGAAAGGCUCCGGGACAAAACGGGGCAACCCGUUUGGUACCGGGAAAGAUCCGACCCCGAAACGGCCCUUGGUCGAGUUGCCGGUGAUGGAGAAGAUGGUGGCGAGCAUGAUGAGGAGGUGUGGCCAGAUCUUGAGUAAAUUGAUGAAGCACAAAUUUGGGUGGGUCUUUAACACCCCGGUGGACGUGGUGGGGUUAGGGCUCCAUGAUUAUCACCAGAUAAUUAAGCAUCCAAUGGAUCUCGGCACCAUCAAAAUGAGGCUCGAUGGCAAUGGUUAUGAAUCACCGGUUGAUUUUGCGGAGGACGUGAGAUUGACAUUUAACAAUGCCUUAACUUACAACCCUAAGGGUAGCGAUGUGAAUACCAUGGCGGAGCAUUUAUUGGCUCAGUUUGAGCAAAUGUUCAAUCCUGCAUUUAAUAAAUUUGAGAAUGAGAGGCGCAAAAUCUUCAAGGAAGAAACGCCAAGGCUGCAGAAUGCAGUUGUUAUGGUCGACGAGACUGCAAGGAGAGGGCCCGAUCCAAUGUCUAUUGUGAAGAAACCGGAGGCUGAAUUGGCUGUUCCUUUGGUGGGGGUGAGAGUGGGAAAGUUGCCAAAGCCAAAGGCGAAGGACCCAAACAAGAGGGAGAUGACGUUGGAGGAGAAGGCGAAGCUGGGGUCGUGUUUGCAGGAGUUGCCACCAGAAAAGAUGACCCAGGUUGUACAGAUUCUGCGCAAGAGGAAUGGGCAGUUGGCUCAGGACGGGGAUGAAAUUGAGCUCGACAUCGAGGCAAUUGAUACUGAGACGCUCUGGGAGCUUGACAGAUUUGUGGGCAAUCAUAGGAAGAUGGUCAGCAAGAUGAGGCGCCAAGAGCUUAUGCAGAAUCAGGUGUCCACCGCUCAAAUAGAUGAGUCUCCAAGGAGUGAAGUGGCAGAAGCAGCACAGAGAAUCAAAAAAGGGGAAGUUGCUGGUGGGGAAGAAGAUGUUGACAUUGGCGAUGAAGUUCCUGUGGUGAAUUAUCCUCCCGUGGAGAUUGAGAAGGAUGAUGCUAAUGGACCUGUUGGUGGCAGGUCUAGCAGCUCCAGUGGCUCCAGUUCCAGCAGUGGUUCCUCCUCUAGUGGUUCUGAUUCAGGGAGCUCCUCCGAGAGUGACUCUGAUGCCGAUAGCGUUCAGUCACCUUUUGUUGGUUGAUUCUGAACAAGCCUUCCAUCUAUUGAAAGCAUCUGGGUAUGCAUUCCAAACUUGGUUUAUCCGAGAGAAGUAUGAUCUUGCUAGAGACUAUUGGGUAUCCAAGUUCUUCUUUGCUUUGUCUUGCCCCUUUCAGUGACAAGAUCGGCUGGCCGAUUUUGGUUGGAAGGUUUUUCAGGUGAAGAGAAUGCUUUGGCAGAACGUGUACAAAGAGAGGAGUUUCUGCUAUUGUAGAGCAGCAGAUGGUGAAGAGGAGGAGUGAGGUGGGUAAGUGGAUGGAUUAAUUAGAACUAGAGAUUUAGGUUUGUAGGCAGUAGGAAGUGGGGAGUGAAACAGGAUGAAAAUGGGGGCAUUGGGGUAAAUUUUGUAGCAUACAAGACGCCACCUCUUGAUUUUCACGGUGGUGGAGAAGCAAAAGCAGGAAACAUGUACAGAGACUAAUCAAUCAUCAAAGAAAAA